Solea solea (common sole) is the source of this 2226-nucleotide messenger RNA. It is a transcript of the gene marveld3, whose product is annotated as MARVEL domain containing 3. NCBI's taxonomy places the organism in Eukaryota, Metazoa, Chordata, Actinopteri, Pleuronectiformes, Soleidae. The coding region runs from base 434 to 1411 and encodes 325 amino acids. Gene Ontology annotation, cellular component: membrane. The record is from RefSeq and is a predicted model, not a curated record. The transcript is spliced from 4 exons.
GACGGACGGACCUCUUUCAUCUUUGCUCCAACAAUCGAGCAAACGUCGAGUUGGACAUUUAUUUUGAAACGCGUACGCCUCACCGGAAAAGUUUAAAUACAUCUUUGCCGCGCGCUUCAUGAGCGUGACCGCGUGAGCUGCGUACGUUCACGUCCGGGUUGAAUCAUAAAUCACAGGUUUUUGAUUUUGGAAGUCGAGCAAUGACUGAGGCGAAUGUUGUUUUUAAUAAACGUGACGCUUCCGCAGUUCUUUAACAAACGGAAACGAGUGAAUUUCAUGUUGUGUGUUUGUAUUAUUUCAUUAAUAUAAACUUCAUGUGUAUGUUGUCAUAAUUUGGUGGAAGUCAACGGUUACGGCACAGAGGCGAGUGGGCGUGGCACAUCACAGGUGUGCGACGGGAGAAGGAAAUAGGAAACAGGAAAUAAAGAAGAAGAUGCCAGAGAGGGGAAGACACCACCACAGGAGCGAUGUGUACACGGAGAACAAGAGCAGAGAUAGAGACAGAGACAGAGACAGAGACUAUUCACCUCAUGGAGGAGGCCGCGCUUCAUAUGACAGCGGAGGACGCGACCAGAGGCCGAGAGACAUGGACACAAGAGGCUCUGCUGGUGACAGGAGGGACGUGACGAGUGCCUCUCACAGGGAGCCAGCUGCUUACAGAGACCACAGACAUGAACAUGAAGGACCCUCCAAACUGUCCAGAGAGACACCGGUGCACCACGCUGAGCAGGAGGACGAGUAUUAUGUGCAACAACACAGACAGGCUCUCUACAACCUGAGGUACAUCUUAACAAGUAGAGGUCUGUGUCAGCUCAUGGAGGUAUUUGUGAACCUGCUGAUCAUCAUCUGUGCCGGAGUGCCUUACAGCAACAACGGGGGUUACCGUGACCUGGCCAGCCUCGGCGGAAUCUACUAUUAUCACUUUGGCGGAGCCAACGCGUUCACUGGAGCCGACGCAGACCGAGUGAAGGAGCUGGACCGGCUGUUCCAUCAGCUCAAACGCCCACCGUACGUCUUCGCCAUGGCCUGCGGGGGGGUUUUAAUGAUCUACGCCUUUGUCAUGCUCGGCCUGGGGAUUUUCCGCGUCCCUUACCGCUGCCCUCCCGUGCUGCUGGGUGAGGCUCUGCUGAACUUCCUGAUCGGCCUGGGUUACAUCCCCGCUCUGGCCUUCUACUUCAUUAAGCUGCAGGAAACCUACAAUAAUCCCAUCUGCACAGAGAGAGAGGAGAUGUACAAGAGCAAAGGGCACAAGGGCUUCGAGUGUCGGGUGCACGGGGCGGACAUCGCAGGAGGCCUCUUUGGGGCGACCGGGGUGUUUGUUUUCAUCUUUGGUGCAGUGUUAGCCGUCAGAGCUUUCAGGUCAGUGCGCGACAGGAAGCAGCAAAGAACAAACGAGGACAAUCAUUUUUAGACUUUCUAUGUCUAUUGUUAUUUUGUAUUAACUCUUGUUUACUCUGAUGAAAGAAUUAACGUAGCAUCUUGUUAAGUAUAUUUAAAGGGGCUAUAUGUAAGUUUAAAACAGGCACUUCAAUCUACAGUAAAUUGAUCAAAUAUUAGUUUUCCUCUUCCCCCUCCUCCCUGGAGACUCGAGGUCACCGUGUAGUUUGGUAGUUUGAGGAUUCAGUCCUGUACGAACCAUGAUGGAUCUGUGAGGAGCUGCACCACAGAAACAGAACUGGUGCAGCACCUGGACCCGUCACCUGUCAGGUCUGAAGCCUGUCACAUGACAGAUAAGUGAUUAACAUACGGCCCCUUUAACCUUUAUCCAAAGCUGCUUUUAUACUCUUUUUAUGCUUCAGUGCAUUUUUUACAUUAAAUUUUGUUACAUUUUUCCUCGUUGCCUCUCGUCUAGUUUACAGAACUGUUGACAGCGUCUUGCCUUGUGUAAAUGUGUAGUGAUACUAAACUACUCAAUGUGGCAUGUUAUUAUUCACACGACAUACAGUAUAUUUGGAAAUGUUAUUGUUUUGUGCAAUUGUUUUACGUUUCCUUUUAGAAAAGUUAAAUCAGUUAUUAGAAAAGUGACCUUGUCUGCGUUUCCCACACCAAAAUGAUGAUGAAUUCCAUAGAUCUUCAUACAGUUUCUGCUGUUUUUAAAGGAAAAGUGUCACAUUACCAGGGUGAAAUGUAUAUUUGUUACGAUGAGGAUGAUUUUUGGAUUUGAUGUUUUGUAUUCAAAAUUCUUAUAGCCGUAAAUAUUAAAGUAUUCUUCAAGUAUAAAUAUCA